This is a messenger RNA of Cyphellophora attinorum, 1632 nucleotides long. Its product is annotated as Acetylcholinesterase. The record is from RefSeq and is a predicted model, not a curated record. NCBI's taxonomy places the organism in Eukaryota, Fungi, Ascomycota, Eurotiomycetes, Chaetothyriales, Cyphellophoraceae. The transcript has a single exon. Bases 1 to 1632 code for a protein of 543 amino acids.
AUGACGCAGAUGCAGCAAGCGCCAGAAGUUCGAUUGCCUCAAGGACACAUCGUCGGCGCCACGGUUCAUGAUGGGUUUCCUCAUGCAGUCGAAGCUUUCAGAGGGAUCCCUUAUGCUCUACCACCUACCGGCGAUCGUCGAUUCCGCCCACCCGUGAAAGUCGAAAAGAGCAAUGGUACAGUCGAUGCCACGACAUGGGGACCGAGAGCACCAGCGCAGCAGUUCCUCGUGAUCGGUCCGAAACUCGAGGAAAGCGAGGACUGCCUGACUGUCAACAUUUUCCGACAAGUACGGCACAAUGACGCUACAGCAUUGCCAGUAAUGGUCUAUUUCCAUGGCGGAGCUUUCAAUCGCGGUAAUGCAGCCAUGCACAACACAGCCUCUAUGGUCGGAUGGUCCGCACAGCCAUUCCUCGGUGUAUCGUUUGGCUAUCGUCUCGGUUCUCUAGGCUUCUUACCUUCAAAAUUGAGUGCUGAUGAGGGCGCCCUAAAUUUGGGUCUGAAGGAUCAGAUCUGCUUAUUGGAGUGGGUUCAGGAGAACAUUCACCAUUUUGGAGGUGACAAAGGAAACGUCGUUCUCUCAGGACUUUCGGCAGGUGCACAUUCGAUCGGUCACCAUCUGCUGAACUACCAAGAGGGCCAAAAGCCACCUUUCCACAAGGUGAUUAUCCAGAGUGGAGCACCGACUUCACGCGCUGUGAGGCAACCCGACGCCGAGAUACACGAAGCACAGUUCAAAGACUAUCUAAGAGAAACUGGCUGCCCAGAGUCAAUGCCGGAUUCAGAAGUGUUUGGAUACCUCCGAUCUCUGCCAUUGGAGACCAUCGUCAAGGCGCAGAACACGGUCUUCCAGAAAUACAACCCAAGCCUUAGGUGGGCUUUCCAGCCUGUCAUUGACGGCGAAAUUAUCCGCAGUCGUCCGAUCGACGCCUGGAAGAAGGGAAGAUGGCAUAAAAUGCCUAUCAUGACCGGCUUUGUGGGCAACGAGGGUUCACUGUACGUCAACAAGAAAAUGCAAGAGUCUUCUGAGUUCACCAAGUUCUGGGAAACACUGCUGCCUCAGAUGAGCGACGAGGACAUCCAGGCUAUCGAAAAGCUGUACCCAGACCCUAGCAAAGAUACAUAUUCCAUCUACAAAGAGGACCGACAAGAUCACGGCGUUGGAGACCAGUAUAAACGCAUCGAAGCAGCCUACGCCCAUUACGCAUAUGUGGCACCUGUUCUGCAGACAGCCUAUUACGCCAGCCCCGAGGCACCCGUCUAUCUGUACCAUUGGGCGAUGCGGAGGAAUAUUGUGGAGGGUGCUCGUCACGGAGACAAUAUGCAAUACGAAGUCCGAGAUCCUGAGACUUGUGCGCAGUCAAAAGAUUUGGAUGUGUUGUCGGGCAUCUUGCACGCUUAUACAGUCAGUUUCAUUUGCUAUGGCGAUCCAAAUAGGCUGAAAAGGACUUACAGCGGUCGGAAGGAGUGGCAGAAGUCUGAUCGAGACGCUGCGAUGGUCAUGGUAUUCGGCAAGGACAAUACGCAAUUGCUUGGGGGCUCGGACGUAGGCGAGGCAGCCGUCAUGGUCGAGGAUGUCUUUCAGAAGGAGACGGACUUUUGGUGGUCGAAGGUCGAGUUGUCGCAGCAGUAG